AUGUCUAUCUACAACCCCGAAAGCUCCUUUCUCUUGGAUGCUAUGGCGUCGGAAUGGUGUUCAUCCAUCGAUGUCCUUCCAUUGAACGAGACCGAUGUCUCCAGUUACCUCGAUGCCAAUCCAGAUGUCAUUGUCAGAUAUCUUCAGGAGAGGGUUCCGCUGGCGGAAUCUCUCCUGAAGACGUUUUUCGCCGACCUCUUCAAGGCUCCCGAAUCCAAGACUGCCGAGUCCAAGGCUACUGAGUCCAAAGUUGCCGAAUUCAAUGCUGCUGGAAGACCAGAUGCCCCUCCGGCUGAAGAGUCACUUUCCCAGAAUCUUUUUGAGGACGAUUGGGAUGAUCUCUUCCCCGGCAUACAACUCGACAACGAGCUUUUUGUCGACGAUGUGCAAGAAGCCAGACGCGACGUCAAUGAAUACCAAGCCAAGACAGUUGUGCCAUCUGAAAUCGAAAUUCAUCACGAUGCAGAGGAGCACGAGGCUGAGUUUUAUGAGGAGCAGCAAGAUCCAAUUGUUGUCUCUGACGACGAGUCUGACGAGGAGUCCGAAGCGGAAGCCGACCAAGACGAUGACAAUGAGUCCUUUGAAGGAUGCAAUGAGAGCGCCGACGAGUAUUACGACCAAGAAUCUCUGUGCGAGUCUGAGGAGGCAGCCAAUCAGACAUUCGACCAGAACUCGGACGACGAGUAUGUGGAAGACUUCGGUCCUGAUUACGCCCGUCAAUCGAUCGAAGAGUCCGACGAAGCGAACGACGAAUCAGACGAAGAAGCCAACAAGGACUCCGACAAUGAUUCUGACUGCGAGUACAACGAGACAAACGACAAGGGCUCCGAAAACGACUCCGACGAUGAAGAGAACGAGGAGACCCCUCAAGCUCAAGCAGGCUAUGAGAAUGGCGCUCGUCGAGCAAGCUACAACUCUCGUGUCUCUCCGCCUCUUUUGGAUCCGUCCGUUCGGAUGACGCCAGAUUCACCGGUUGUUUCACCGCCGCGAUCGCCCCCGGCACCGGCACGCACUCCACCCCCAUCACCUCCAGCACGAGCACGAGCACGCCCGAAAGCCUCCAAACGUCGUCAGAGCCGUCCUGAACGUCAAACUCGAGCUCGAUCAACAGAAAACGAGCCGCCCAUGCCUUUCCCUGCACCAGACGACCUCGUCGACAAGUCACGAAAACAGCCAGAGGGCAAGAAAUGGCGCCUGUUCGAGGAAGAAGCGUGCAUUGCGCACAUGAUCAACAUCCGCGACGAGGGGAGGCUGAAAGGCGAGGCGCGAUUCGCCGAAGCACAACGCCGGAUGGAAGACAUGGACGGAAUCGUGAAGAACGGCAGAUUCGCGGUCAAGAACUUCUGGAACCGCGUCGGUCGGGCACGCUCUGGAUUUGAUGAGCGCAAGAACAAGAAAGCGCCCCUUGCAACGUCCAAGCAGGGUAGAAAUGCCGAGGACGACUCGACGACCGCCCCUUCGACCAGCCGCAAGCGCAAAGCCUCGUCCACGACCAACAGAAAGACACAACGCAAGCGCAGGGCCAGAUCCGACUCCGACUCCGAGGAUGACGACGAUGUAGACGUCUACAAGUGGGACUCCUCGGAUCAGUCUGAGGAGGCGCGCCCGGUCAAGUCCAAGGCAAAGGCCCAGGCACACUCACAGGGACGAAACCGCAAGCGAACUCGAGACGAUGACAGCGAGGAUGAUUGGCAGCCGGAUGAAGCCACUAUCAAUGCAUUGCAGAAGGGGCUGAGAGCGCCGAAGAAGUCUCGCAGUGCCUAUUAG
This is a messenger RNA of Capronia coronata CBS 617.96, 1767 nucleotides long. RefSeq lists its product as uncharacterized. The coding region runs from base 1 to 1767 and encodes 588 amino acids. The transcript has a single exon. NCBI's taxonomy places the organism in Eukaryota, Fungi, Ascomycota, Eurotiomycetes, Chaetothyriales, Herpotrichiellaceae. The record is from RefSeq and is a predicted model, not a curated record.